AUGGCGUCCGAGAAGGGUAUCAACAUUAAGGACAAGCUCGAGGCCCAGGUCAAAAGCGCAGACAUGACGGAUGACAUGCAGCAGGAGGCUAUUGACGUUGCUAACGGACCCCGCAACAGGAUAUUGCUCAGUACAUCAAGAAGACCGUGCGUUAAGCUCCAAGCCCUCCGAAUACUCGACCCCACAGCUGACCUCCUCUCUAGUUUGAUGAGCGCAAGGGACCAACCUGGCACUGCAUUGUUGGACGUAACUUCGGCUCCUUCGUCACCCACGAGACCAAGCACUUCAUCUACUUCUACCUGGGCCACUGCGCCAUCCUCCUUUUCAAGACACAAUAAGCGACUCUACCUUGAAUUCAUUCCCGUUCUGGUGCUUGAGGAUGGAUAUGGUGGAGAUGGGUGGACUCGACUGUUGGUUAUGGAAGGUCUGCUUUGGGAAAAGUACUGUUUGAUGAGAUACGUUGAUACGGACAUGGCAAAUGACAAAAUACCCAAAUCAAGCAAUGGCUAUCUUUCUAAAUUUAAGGGUAAUCUGGUCAAGAGCUUCUUGUUCCCCUGA
Molecule: messenger RNA, 558 nt
Organism: Lachnellula hyalina
Lineage: Eukaryota; Fungi; Ascomycota; Leotiomycetes; Helotiales; Lachnaceae
Exons: 4
Coding region: 1-558 (185 amino acids)
Source: RefSeq, a predicted model, not a curated record